GCUUAGAGAAUAGCACGUCUACAGUCUAUGUUCUAAUACAAUGGUACGAGCCGGUGUACUUGAAUAGGUCGUGUUGUAAACCGUGGUGGAUAUUUUGCUUACACAGGUGUUUUUCUGCAGGUGCAUUGCGGGCAGGGUAUGUACUGUAGGCUACACGAAUCUUACUGUUCGGACGAAAAACUAGAUCAGACAGCGCACAGCAGUGUGGCCUACAAAAAGGAGGAGCUGACCGUGGCCUAAUCCAUCCAUGCAAGUUGUCUGAAGGGACAGAGGGACCAGCAAAGAUGGUGAAAUGAAUUGUUACGCGACGUAGCAAUUACAAGUGACGAACAGGUAGUGCUGUUUCCUUGGACAUCAUGUUCUAACAGUGAGACCACAGAAGAGUAAUGAGCACCAGGCAGCAGGGGGAGUGGCUGGGUGAUGCUGUGGGGGAGGGGCAUAAGGAUCCUGCUGCCCUUAGUAACCAGCAGUCCAGUGACACAGCUGAGGCUGUAGAGGAAGUCCGCGUCCGGAGAAGUUGGAGACCCUGCCAAAUGCUCGGGCAGGAUUCCCACCACCCCCAUCAUCAUCAUCACCACCCACAUCAUCCUCCUAUUCCACACCAAGGCUUGGGUCGCGGCCACCCCAGGCACCGAAGACGCCCUCCAUCGGGGCAGGGCCCAACCAGACUUGGGGAGGGAGUGGAAAUGGACCCUUCUAGCCACACCCAGCCACCCCGCCUUGGCGUGUCUCGCUACCGCCGCCAGGGUGAGCCCAGGGUCAGAGUUCACAGGCAGAGACAGCCGACUGAACAGGGAGACCCCACUGGUCCUGCAGCGAUGAAGCAGCAGCCCCCUCCAUGCUCCCCUCAAGCACACCACCCACUGGAGAGUGGGGCAACCGACCUUACUGGUGGUACCCGUCUUAGCCCCUCCGACCACACAAUAUCUCCUCACACCCCUGACCCCCCUUGUCAAGAUCUGCCAGCACCCGUUCCUGAUGCCGUGUCUCCCCAGGCUGAGGAGGAGGAGGAGGAGGAGGAGGAGGAGGGGUGCAGCUCAUCCAUAACGCUGUCUGUUAGCAUUCAAACUGGAUUUGACAGAGAGACAGAUCAGGAGAACCAGAGGGAGGGGGUCCGUGGAGAGGAGGACCUGCACCAGACUGCCUUGGGAGUAGAAAAUGGAGAGGAAGAUGAGGAAGGUGAUACAAAUGGACUCUGCUCUGACACUGAGAGUUCCGCCUCUCUAAGCAUGGAUGUUCCACCGCUUAGUCCACCUGGACACCAGUCACCACCCGUCUCUCCGUCCCCAUUCUCGCCCCCUCCGCUUCAGUCUGAGCACUCCGACCAAUGUAGUGAUGAGUUUAGCCCAAGCCCCGCCCAUGAAAAUGACAUAGUGCCUGACAGUGAGAGCCGCGCUGACUCUCCACUUUCCACCUCUGAGUCCUUCACAAACUCGUACCCUAAGACCUAUGCAGAAUUUUAUAACGAGUCCUACCCACAGUCCGAAUCUAUGACAGAGCCCUUUACAGAGUCCUUCACAGAGCCCUACACUAAGUCCUACCCCCAAUCUUUCCCUAAACCCUUGAAGAUGGUUUGUUAUCCGGACUCGGACAGGGAGUCCCACAAGGGAUCUGAGGCGAACUCUGAUGAGCCCUUUUCAGAAUCCUGCUCAGAGCCCUUCAGCGUUAGACGGAAGGGGCGUGUUUAUCAGGAAGCUGGCGACAUUGAACCGCAACCCCAUUCCGCCUGGUCAGGCGGCGUUGCGGGGUCAACACGAAACCUCCCUCAUUGGCGGGGCCGCUCGGUGGGCUCAAGACUGCACCACUACGAUGACGCCACGUCUGAUGGGGAGGGCGAAAGCCUCAAAGAUGGCCCCAGAAACCUGGGGUUACUUCCCAGAGAUGUGGAGGGUGAAGCCCAGUCAGAGAGAGCCAGCUCUGGGCAGCCCGGGUCAGUCGGGGCCACGGAGGAGCUAGUCGGCGCGGAGCUCACCCCUCCGUUGGAAGGCCACUCGGAGGACUGGGUCAGGGGCUCGGGGGAUGCCGUCUCUCUAGCCAUCCGAGACAUCCGAGAGGCCAUAGAAGAGGUGAAGACCAAGACCGUGCGAUCGCCCUAUACUCCUGACCAACCCGUACAGCCUGUGUGGGUGAUGAGACAGGAGGUCAGUCCUUCUGAGGAGGAGUGCUACUCACAGCAGCCACUGGGAAACGGCGUACAUCCUUUCUUUCAGUCGUCACACUACAAACCCGUUCCACUUCCUGAUCCGGUUCCAGUCCAGGUUCCGGUUCCAGUCCAUGUUCCGGUUCCAGAACCGGUCUGUCCUGUAAGGGCAGAGUCCUCCAGAAUACACCAGGUACAGCAGAGGCUGCCAUCCAUUGAGGAGAUCCGCAGGAAUAUGCCUGCCUUCCCUACAUACGUUGAAGUCCCAGGGCCGUGUGACCCAGAGGACCUGAUUGACGGAAUCAUUUUUGCGGCCAGCUACUUGGGCUCCACCCACCUGCUGUCAGAGAGAACCCCCAGUAAGAGUGCCCGCAUGCUGCAGGCCCAGGAGGCCAUGGGGCGUGUCAGGACCGCCCAAAAGCAAGCUAAAAACAGAAAGACUGAGAGUGAGGUUCCUUCCUCCACUGAAGUGGAUCUCUUCAUGUCUACACAGAGGAUCAAAGUGCUGAAUGCAGAUUCCCAGGAGUCCAUGAUGGACUUGCCCCUGAGGACCAUCUCCUACAUAGCGGACUUAGGAAGCAUGGUGGUGUUGAUGGCCCGGGGGAAGAUGGUACGCUCCAGGAGCGCUCAGGAACAUCUGAACCACACCGCCGAGCAGCCUGAACACACCCUCAGCCCUGCCCGUGACGACCGGCGGCAGUACAGGAUGGUCUGCCACGUUUUUGAGUCCGAGGAUGCCCAGCUCAUAGCCCAGUCCAUUGGGCAGGCCUUUAGUGUGGCCUACCAGGAGUUCCUGCGGGCCAAUGGCAUCGACCCAGAGGACCUGAGUCAGAGGGAGUACAGCGACUUGCUUAACACUCAGGACAUGUACAAUGAUGACCUCAUUCAUUUCUCUAAGUCAGAGAACUGCAGAGAUGUUUACAUCGAGAAGCUGAAGGGCGAGAUGCUGGGUGUGGUCAUAGUGGAGUCAGGCUGGGGCUCCAUCUUACCCACCGUCAUUGUCGCUAGCAUGAUGCAUUCUGGGCCGGCAGAGAAGUCUGGUCGACUCAACGUUGGCGAUCAGAUCAUGACCAUCAAUGGAACCAGUCUGGUUGGACUGCCCCUUUCCACCUGUCAGAGUAUAAUCAAGGGUUUAAAGGCCCAGUCCAGGAUCAAGUUGAACAUUGUCAGGUGCCCACCUGUCACUAUGGUGCUGAUCCGUAGACCAGACCUGCGAUACCAGCUGGGCUUCAGCGUACAGAAUGGCAUUAUCUGCAGCCUGAUGAGGGGGGGCAUUGCUGAGAGAGGGGGUGUCCGCGUCGGACAUCGAAUCAUUGAGAUCAACGGCCAGAGCGUGGUGGCCACACCUCAUGAGAAGAUCGUUCACAUCUUGUCUAAUGCAGUGGGAGAGAUCCACAUGAAGACGAUGCCUGCAGCCAUGUACCGUCUUCUGACGGCCCAGGAACAGCCUGUCUACAUCUGACCCUCCUGCACACCUGGGACCACGUCUGAACACAACGCUCCUUUCCAGUCAUUUUGAUAGAAUUAGAAUAUUAGCCAUGCAUUUGUUUAUUUAUGUUUAUCUCACCCUGUGUUUGCUUGAAAUCAGCGUGUAAAUUUCUCUGCACUGACUCGCCUUAAUCAGAAUACAUAGGGCCAGUGCGUUGCUGCAUAAGGCACAUUGAUUCUCCAGGCUGAGUAUGAAUGUGAUCUUAACCAAAGAUAAGAGUUUUAUGUGAAUUUUGAUGUAAAAAAAAAAAAAAGAAGAACUUUGGUCUUUCAGAGACCUAUGAAUGUACUAUUAUAAGAAUAUUACACAUGUAAACUGUCUCCACGGAGGCAUGGUAACCAAAAUAUGUGCUUUUCAUUGGACCAAAUUGAGCCAUGCAUGUAAAAAGACUGAAAAGAAAGGUCAAUGUCCUUAGAUGUUGCAGCUGGUGCUAUAAAAUGCACGUAGUUGAAUGAGCUCUGAGAAGCCAUCUUGCUUGGGGCUGAAUUAGGCAUAGCACUGUCACUUUUAUUUACGGAAUGAAGACACGUUUAAGAGAGAUUUAUUUAUUUGUCAUUUCUGAAAGUUAAAAAAAACAGUCAACUACAGUUGAUUUCAGCAGCCUGAGGACCAUGAAUCAAAGAGAAAUACAGAUCAAAUAUAGAACAGAGGUCAAAGAUCGUAAGAAUCACUCACCUGAUAGACCUGGUAACAAAAAAAGUCCCCUUUAAAGUAGGUAGAUACUGUAUAUGACAUAAUGUGAUUGUCUCAGGUUGUAUGUGUAUGGCUAAUACAGGAGUAAACUGGUGUGUUUUGCCCAUCACCUCUAAACACCAA
Molecule: messenger RNA, 4445 nt
Organism: Esox lucius (northern pike)
Lineage: Eukaryota; Metazoa; Chordata; Actinopteri; Esociformes; Esocidae
Gene: apba1b
Product: amyloid beta (A4) precursor protein-binding, family A, member 1b
Exons: 14
Coding region: 387-3602 (1071 amino acids)
Biological process (GO): chemical synaptic transmission
Cellular component (GO): dendritic spine; plasma membrane; cytoplasm
Molecular function (GO): protein binding; amyloid-beta binding
Source: RefSeq, a predicted model, not a curated record